Molecule: messenger RNA, 1825 nt
Organism: Neltuma alba
Lineage: Eukaryota; Viridiplantae; Streptophyta; Magnoliopsida; Fabales; Fabaceae
Product: BAHD acyltransferase DCR-like
Exons: 1
Coding region: 96-1586 (496 amino acids)
Source: RefSeq, a predicted model, not a curated record
CUUUUUUUAUCAUUAUUCCAACCUCCACAUAACCUCCUCAACCUCCAACUGUAUCUUCGCUUCUCGAAACCGGAAAAAGAAAAAGAAAAGAAAAGAUGACUUGUUCUUCCACCACCACCGUCUCCAAAUGCACUGUCUACCCUAGCCAGCCAACUGUAUCUUCUCUUCUCGAAAAUGGAAAAACAAAAAGAAAAGAAAAGAUGCCUUGUUCUUCCACCACCACCGUCUCCAAAUGCACUGUCUACCCUAGCCAGCCCUCCUCCCUGGAAUCCCUCAAGCUCUCCGUCUCCGACCUCCCCAUGCUCUCUUGCCACUACAUCCAAAAGGGCAUCCUCCUCCCUCCCCCUCCUUUCUCCUUCCCUGACCUUCUCCUCUCUCUUAAGCGCUCUCUUUCUAUUACUCUCUCCUUUUUCCCUCCCCUUGCCGGUCGUCUUUUCACCGAUUCCGACGGGUAUGUCCAUAUUCAAUGCAACGACGCCGGCGUCGAAUUCAUCCAUGCCUCCGCCAAACACCUUGCCACUCACUCCAUCCUUUACUCUCCCACACUCACUGACGUCCCUGGCUGCUUCAAGGAGUUCUUCGCUCACAGCAAGACUAUCUCCUACACUGGACACACUCUCCCCCUCGUCGCCGUCCAAGUCACUGAGCUUGCUGAUGCGGUUUUCAUCGGAUGCACUGUUAAUCAUGCCAUCGUCGACGGCAAUUCCCUCUGGCAUUUCUUCAACACCUUCGCUGAGAUCUGCAGAGGAGCGAAAAUUUCCAAAUUCCCCGAAUUCACUCGAGAUACCGUUUUCAACUCCUCCGCCGUGCUUAAAGUCCCCGCCGGCGGCCCCAAGGUCACCUUCGACGACGAACAGCCGCUGAGGGAAAGAGUAUUCCAUUUCAGCAGGGAGGCAAUUCAAAAACUUAAGCUCACAGCUAAUCAGUAUGGCGGGAACGGUGUCACGGAUUCUACAGAGUUCGUUGAAAAGAAAGUUAACGGGGAGAUAACGACCGUCACGGCGAACGGGACCGCCCACAAGACGGAAGAGAUUUCGUCGUUUCAAUCAUUAUCAGCACAGCUGUGGCGUUCGGUGACACGUGCGAGGAAGUUGGACCCACGCAAAAUGUCGACGUUUCGCAUGGCGGUGAACUGCCGCCGACGUCUGGAGCCGAAGAUGGACGCUUAUUACUUCGGGAACGCGAUACAGAGCAUCCCGACCGUUGCCGAAGUCGGGGAGAUUCUGUCUCGGGAUCUACGGUGGUGUGCGGAUCUGCUGCAUAAAAACGUCGUCGCACAUGACGACGCAACGGUGCGGCGCGGCAUAGAGGAUUGGGAGAAGUCCCCCAGGCUGUUUCCCCUUGGUAACUUCGACGGCGCUUCGAUAACCAUGGGUAGCUCUCCGCGUUUCCCCAUGUACGACAAUGACUUUGGGUGGGGCCGACCGUUAGCGAUUCGGAGCGGGAAGGCCAACAAAUUUGACGGUAAGAUCUCUGCGUUUCCGGGGAGGGAAGGAAACGGGAGCGUUGACUUGGAAGUCGUUUUGGCGCCAGAAACGAUGGCGGGGCUCGAAAACGACAUGGAGUUCAUGCAGUACGUAACGUGAACGGCGUGAGCGGUUACAGCUUAGUUAAUCUCGGAAAUACGACAAAAUGAAUGGCAUCGGAGGAUGAUACGACGACGUUCGCUUUUGUGAUGGAUGGGAUGGUGGGACCAUGUUAUGAAUGUAUGGAAAAUGUGCCCUUUGCACAUUCGUAAAAGGAAAAAGGCGCUCAUUUUUCAAAAGGAGAAUUGGCCGUUGGGGAUCAAUGUCCUCAUCAUCGACUAGAUAAAACUUUUUAAUGC